CUUGAGCAUGUUGACUAGACUCUACUGUACAGUGGAUGCAAAUGCGAUUGAAAAGGAGAUGGGAUUUUAAUACUUUAACUUUAGUUGUUUUAGUGGUUGCUCUGUGUCUUCCUUGAGCUUUACCUUAAUUUAUUUGAUAUAAUAUCCGCUUUUUCAGAACGCUACGUCGGAGAUAUAAAGAUAUGAAUCCAUUGGCUCCUUCUUCUCAGUGGCCCCCUUAUGAACUGCAUCCAUCCACUCUGAACUACAUUCUUAGCGAGAGCGAGCUGACUGAAGAUGAAGUUGACAUUUUUUCGGACGAAGAGGAGGACUUGGGGGCUUGCAAAGUCUUAUCAGACUAUGACGGAUGCUUCCGAGGUCGUCUGGAUAAGAUGUACGCCAGGACAAAGAGAGCCCACCACACUGUACGUGUUAGCGGUAGAACCAAGUGUCACCUUUCUCCCGGUGCCCCCGCCGUUAGAUCAUCAUCACCCUCAGCAGGAGACAUCGCGUUCACUCAGAAGUGUGGAGAUUUACACAUCUUCAUCCAUCCUCUGAUGGAGCUUCUUCACGGACUUAAAACUGGCAGGUUUGAUAAAGGUUUAACCAGUUUCCAGCAGAGUGUUGCCAUGGACAGAUUGCAGAAAAUUCUGGGAAUUCUGCAGAGACCUCAAAUGGGGGAGAGAUACCUUCACAACUUGUUGCAGAUAGAAGGGAUGCUAAAACUAUGGUUCCCUCAGGUGGUCCAUAGACCCACGACUGCAUUAGCGCAAAGCUUCACUCCGAAAUUCAUAACUCACUGGCGCCAAAACCAGCUUUGCAUGCCAGUUAAGAAACGAAAGUUCACCUGGUCAGAUUCAGACUGCCCUGGAAUUGACCUACCUAAGAAAAAGAUUCGCCAACAUGAAAGCUGCCAAUCUUUGACGCCGGCCGACUUUUCUCUGAACACAACAAGGAAGCAGGAAGCUCCGGACGAUGCAAGAACUACAUUAACUGGGGACAGCCGGACCAAAAGACUUGAGUUUACAAACAACACGCUAAGUUGGGCGUCACGUGUACAUGUCAAAGAAGAAACACAGGAAUGUGUAAUACAUUCCCCCUCACCUACCGACCCUUCAGUAACACAGGACGAGUCAAUAUCUUCAAGUGCUGAUGUUUAUCCUGCUGAUUGGUACAGUAAGGACACUGCAUUAUGCUCAUCUGAGUGAAGGUUCAAGGCUUCAAUUCCAUGCACAUGAAUGGAGUCAGCCUUUACCAUGUCAGCAAAAAGGGUAAGGAGUCAAUGUCUCUCAAAGUACUUAUCUCGACAUAAGUACCCCUACUUGAGGAUUAUAGGACUCCAGGGUAACACUCGGUACUAGAGUUGUCCGAUAAUUACUUUUUAACCGAUAAACUAUAUUGUCCAACUCUUAAAAAUCCGUACGUGGUUGUGGACUUAACAUAUUAUGGCUAAUCGUAUUGUGAUGCCCCACUGGAUGCUUAAAUAAUGAUAAAUGUAACAACUUCAAGGUUUCCCAAAUAGAGUUGGACAUCUGUGUCAAUAAGCAUCAAAUGGCAUAACUGCUGUGACCAGCCCUUGUACAAAGGCAAAAGGCUUCUACAUUCACUUUGAAGGCAACAUAUAUAUCGACUCAAAACCAAUGAUGAAAAGCUGAUGUCGAUAUUAUCCGAUAUCAUUUUAAGAUGCUUUUAGCGGCAACCCGAUAACAUCACAGAACUCUACUUGGUACAUUUUACAGUGCCAAACUGGAAUGUAUUCUAGUUCUUACCCUUCAAAAUUAGCGCUUUGCUAAUUAAAGGUGGGUUUUAAUUUUUCAGGCUUCUAGGGUAGCCACGUACAUUUUUCAGAAAUAGACUUGUUAAAUAAUUGGAUAUGCGGUUAAUUUUGUCACGCCCUGAAAUGUCUGCCUUUUUGGUAUGUUGCUAAAAGGUGUCUAGAAACAUGUUGGCAUAAUCUCCACGUCCAUAUCUUUACUCUAGAUUAUUGAAUCAAACAUUGAAGUAAUUACAUACGAAUGACUAUUGCACUUUAUAUUUCCUCUAAUAUUUAUUUCAAGCAAUGCAGCCCACAAGCAUUUAAUGUGAAGGCUAUCAUUUAAAAGUUAUAAAAUGGACAGCAGCGUUGCUAUUGUCUGUGGGGGCUCCAAGCAAAAAAAUUGGCAGACAACAUAUAUAGAUAUAACGCAUUUGAAUAGAUAUUCAUUGAAUGGUAAAUAAAUAACGUCAAAUAAAACAAACUUACACACUUUAAGUUUCACUUUUCAUGAAAUCCAAUGACAGUGUCUAGUGGUAGUUGCUACGGCAGAUGGGGUGGAGCCCCACAAGGGGGACUAGCUACUGUGGAGUUGUUUUAAAUGGCCAAUUCCUGGCGUUUCUGAGGAGUAGAUUUUGCCUGGUCUCGGGUGCCCCUUUAUUGGCCGGGGGCCCCAAGCAACUGCCUUGCUUGCCUAGCCGCUUGCCCAGCCUCUGCAAAUAUUUUACGUCACUGCUAAAAGGGUAUCCUGUAAUAAAAAAAAAUGCACUCCUUAAAUGUAAGUAUGUGAAGGUAACAGUGGAAAAAAAACUUGGAAUGCCUUAACAAUGUUUCAGAAGAAAAUGAACAGUUAUACUUGAUUUCCAAGUAGAUGAAUAGGAUGCUAUUGCACCUUAUGAAAUGGCUGUACAAUUAUUGAUGAAAUCUUGGCAUAAGAGAAACAGUACUUACUGUACCAACUGUGAUUCAAACUUUACUAUUAGUAGUUUUGUGAAUUUGUGUUGUACAUUAACACAAUUGUCUUUUUUGAAUUUUAGCACUUUAGCAUCAAAGAUGAUACAAUUUAUUAUUUUAGGAUUUUAGAUGGAAUCAAACUAUGUAACAUUCUUUUUUCCAUUUCGUUUUUUUAUCUGACGAUUUGUGUAAAACCAACCUAAGCAAUGCUUUUAUGAUUUUUUUUUUAUUGCUGCUGUUUUGCAAUUAGACAUUUUUUUAAAUUGUUAUAUCUAACAGUAUUCUGAAGACAUUGUAAACCAAUUCCUUGCUUUGAUUACAUUUGUACUGGCAUGUUUCAAAUUAAAAUCAUCCAUUUUGAA
This is a messenger RNA of Corythoichthys intestinalis (scribbled pipefish), 3048 nucleotides long. RefSeq lists its product as uncharacterized. Gene Ontology annotation, cellular component: nucleus. The transcript is spliced from 6 exons. Bases 183 to 1187 code for a protein of 334 amino acids. Gene Ontology annotation, molecular function: RNA polymerase II cis-regulatory region sequence-specific DNA binding. NCBI's taxonomy places the organism in Eukaryota, Metazoa, Chordata, Actinopteri, Syngnathiformes, Syngnathidae. Gene Ontology annotation, biological process: negative regulation of DNA-templated transcription; circadian regulation of gene expression. The record is from RefSeq and is a predicted model, not a curated record.